This is a messenger RNA of Penicillium coprophilum, 471 nucleotides long. RefSeq lists its product as uncharacterized. Bases 1 to 471 code for a protein of 156 amino acids. The record is from RefSeq and is a predicted model, not a curated record. The transcript has a single exon. NCBI's taxonomy places the organism in Eukaryota, Fungi, Ascomycota, Eurotiomycetes, Eurotiales, Aspergillaceae.
AUGUAUGAGGGUGAUUCUCAUUACAACGUUGCCGGUAUCCUCAAUGAGCAUAUUGUCUCCACAGCCACAUGCUACUUUGAUAUACAUAACAUCAAAGAUGCAAAGGUUUCAUUCCAACAGGAGACAAAGAUAGACAGCUAUGAGUUUAAUAGCGAGAAGUACUAUGCUAUGAAUCGACUCUUUGACGUUCCCGAAUGGGACAUAGACAGUGGUACUUUCCCGGAGGCUCUACAGAAUAUAGGAUCUAUUCCGAUUUCACGGAGUGGACAGCUACUUACUUGGCCAAAUACCGUGCGGUUCAAGGCUGAGCCUUUCAGUCUCGCAGACCCAUCUCGGCCAGGCUACCUAAGAUUUGCGACCUUGUGGUUGGUGGACCCGCAUUAUCGAAUCUGCUCAACUCGAAAUGUGCCCCCCGCAGGACCCGAGCUGGGUCGAAACAUCACAGUCAAUGGAAAACGCACAGAAGCAUGA